Molecule: messenger RNA, 702 nt
Organism: Leopardus geoffroyi (Geoffroy's cat)
Lineage: Eukaryota; Metazoa; Chordata; Mammalia; Carnivora; Felidae
Gene: DYNLT2B
Product: dynein light chain Tctex-type 2B
Exons: 5
Coding region: 162-596 (144 amino acids)
Biological process (GO): microtubule-based movement
Cellular component (GO): cytoplasmic dynein complex; cytoplasm
Molecular function (GO): dynein intermediate chain binding
Source: RefSeq, a predicted model, not a curated record
CCGCCAGACCCGCAGAGAAGGGAGGGCCUCUCUGCUGGGAGCACGCAGCCGCUUUACGUCAGGGCCAAGGGCGGCGCUGUCGCCCUGGCGACGGUUUCGCAGCCCCGCGCCGCCACCAGCCAGGCCUUCAUCUCGACACACUGGGCCAAGAAGCCCUAGCUAUGACCUCGAUGACCGCGGCGUCCUUGUCUAUAGGCACGGCCGAUGGGUUGCUUGAGACCGAGAAGAACGCAGGGGAGUCCGAGAAUACCUAUAUUUUGCGGCCCGUUUUCCAGCAAAGGUUCAGACCCUCUGUGGUUAAAGACUGUAUCCAUGCCGUGCUUAAGGAGGAACUGGCAAAUGCUGAAUACUCUCCGGAAGAAAUGCCUCAACUCACAAAACGUUUAUCAGAAACCGUUAAAGAUAAAUUAAAAGAAAUGGGAUUUGACCGAUAUAAAAUGGUGGUGCAAGUAGUGAUUGGAGAACAAAGAGGUGAAGGAGUAUUCAUGGCUGCUCGCUGUUUCUGGGAUGCUGACACUGACAACUAUAUUCAUGAUGUUUUCAUGAAUGACAGUUUAUUCUGUGUUGUAGCGGCAUUCGGCUGUUUCUACUAUUGAAUCUUUGAAAAGUUGGAUAAAGAUAAUGACCAUGAAGAAAUAUGAACUUUUUUAUACUGUUAAAUAUCUCAACAAAAUAAAGAUAAUUUGGCAGUUUGGCAACUGA